Messenger RNA from Colletotrichum chrysophilum, 1842 nucleotides. RefSeq lists its product as uncharacterized. The coding region runs from base 1 to 1842 and encodes 613 amino acids. The transcript has a single exon. The record is from RefSeq and is a predicted model, not a curated record. Lineage: Eukaryota; Fungi; Ascomycota; Sordariomycetes; Glomerellales; Glomerellaceae.
AUGAUUGACGACGUUUUCCCGGUACUCGAGGCGCAAAAGAAUGGUUUCUACGGUGCGCUGAAGAAUAAGCAUUAUAUGCUUUGCGACCUGAUCGUAUCUUGGUCUCUGACGCCUGGAAACACCGACGCACCAGAGCUUGGCCUCAGAAUUGAUGACAGCGUGGACGACUUGUUCUACAUUGGCGGCAGGGAGAGCUUUUUGAACACGCUCAGUAUUCUCAGCGAGGUACUACCGGGGUUGCAAUCGAAUAAGAAACCCAUUGAGCCUGUUAAUUUCGACAAUAUGAAGGAUGUCAUGGCUCGGAAGGGGGUCCCGAAGUUCGACCGCGACCGCGACAUUCUCAAGCAUGUGUUUGAGGAUCUCGCAUUCAUUGACGACCAUCUCGGAAAGAAAGAUCCAUCCGGGUUGAUAGAAUGGCCACAUGUCAUCGAAGACAACCUACUGCGCGGCCUAAGGGAAGCUCGUCAAACUGGGAAGAUACCCUUCUACCUGGCCUUCGCGUCACAGGUGCUGCUUGAUAUUCACCACUAUCUCGGCAAAAAGAUCUCCAAGCCGAAAGACAAGAUGCUAGAUAUCAUGCAAAAGUUGUGUGAUCAGUUCAGCGAGUGUUAUCGGGUGCUCACUACUUUGGACGUGUUCGAAGAAUUCGACGAGUAUGAUCACGAGAUGAGAGAACUGGCCACAGGCUGUCUAGAACUACAAGAGGAUCCCAUUUACAUGGCCAAGCUGGCUUUGCAGAAGAAGAAAAAGCUUGGAAGCGCGGCCAAACCAGAGAAACAUGGCUUUUGGAAAAGACAUCCCAUCGCAUGUGGCCUGCUUCUUUACGCGUACCGGACCACCAUGUACCGCACAGGCAUUCAUUCCGCGAACGUUUCCCGAUCAAUUCUCUGCGCCAUGCAUCUGUAUAACGCUGUGCAGGCUGAAGGGCAACUUCAACAGCCUUGGCCUGAUCUAGAAGCAGCCAUGGCUCUACUCGGGCCCUCUCAAUUCUUUAUCGGGGGCAAAGUCCCAAGAGAGAUGAAAGAGUAUUCCAAGAGUCUCAUGAUGCAGCUGGGCGUGUCGGCCACGAGCUUCAUGGAUCCUUCCAAGCGACGAGGCAAAACUCGGACCAAGGUCUUUCAAGAUGUAUACCACCGUUUGAUCCAACUCAACACCCCGACUUGGAUGGCGUUCUAUGACAGAUACGUCGCCGACUACGGACGAACGGGACCAGGUGCCUGGAGACUAGAGGAUGUCUAUGAGAUCAUCCCCGAGCGUUUCCACUUCCCUGCAGAGGAGGAUUCGAAGACGCCAGAAAAGCCAAAGAAAACCAAGGCCAGGAAGCCGGUACAUCCCGAGGCUAUGGACCCUGCCAGCGUGAUCAUCGACCUUUCCAACGCACUGGAAUAUGAGGCCUACCAAGUGUCCUUCCCUUUCUUCGUUCUUCAUGCUCAAGCAUUCUGGGUGUUACACGAUCUCAGAGAAGACAUCAGGCCGUUCGUCGAAGAUGUUAUCGGACCAGUGGCCAACGAGCUCCGCAAGCCUGCCAUUCCCUGCCACGUUGUAGAAAUCUUGCAGGCUUGCAAAAAUCAUGCGGACCCGGCGCGAGCUCUGUUCAUGUUGCGGCUUUCUGCGGACCAUCUCGAGCGCGUGAUGACUGCGGGGCUAGGCUCGGGCCAGUUUUGGGGUCCUCCCAUCCCAGGUGUGACGUGGCGGGAAGAAGGCGCGACCUGUACGAGAGGCGAGGCGGCCCUCAUGCAUUUCCAAAGGCUUGGGUAUGAUCUUCCUUGGAAAGCAGAACCCACUUUUGAGGAGGAAGAGGAGGAGGAAGAUGAAGAUGAUUGGGUCAUCAAAUUUCGUUGA